GAACAUCCAAUCAAAAAAUGGUCACAUACCUCCUUUUGCCUUCAAGUGAAGAUGAUACAGAAAUAUUCCUCACUAAUUACACAGCACUGAAACAACUAUCGAAAUUAAUUAAUUCCGCUGCCAGUCUUAUAAUUUUCUUCUUUGUGGGAGAAGCUCUACUCUAUUAUUCUGUCAGCCUCAGCUACAUUUUUGUGGCGAAGAAUGAUAUUGCUAGAUUUCGAAAAUCUAUAUUUUUCCUGAAUUUUAUAUCCGUUCUGUUCUUUGCGGGAGACGCGUGCAAAUCCGUGGAGGAUUUGGUAGAAAGUUGGACAUCGCGAAUGGUGCAAGCGUCGCAAGGGUACGAGCUGAAAAGGAGUGGAUAUUUGACGCUGCUUUUACAUGAGGCUAAAUCACAUGCCGUUGGGAUCAGUGGACAUAUUUUUGUGCUGAGUUAUACCUCCAUUUUCAAUUUUGUGGCUACUAUGGUCACAUACUUUGUGAUUUGUUCAACAAUUCAAGGCUGAUAAUGAACUGGAACUCGUUAUUUCCGGUGUCAAGUUUGGCAAAUUGUGCACUUCAUUAAGGAGGAAAGGUUCACCACUUGCCACUCUCAGAAUUCGAUGAUUCUUUCUACAUAAAUGUUGUCGUAUCUCAUAAGUGAACAACGACCCUCAGCUGAUUUGAUGCCAUGGUCACAUUUGACCCUGCCACACCCACUCAAAAGGACAAAAAUUACGAAAAUCUACGUCUUCAAGCUCUCGUCAAAAAUCCAAUUGUUCGGAUUUUUAAAAUUCUUG
Molecule: messenger RNA, 776 nt
Organism: Folsomia candida
Lineage: Eukaryota; Metazoa; Arthropoda; Collembola; Entomobryomorpha; Isotomidae
Exons: 2
Coding region: 18-503 (161 amino acids)
Source: RefSeq, a predicted model, not a curated record